AUGGCUGAUACUGGUGCUUUAACCAAACGUAUUGUAAAAGAAACAACACGACUUGUACAAGAACCAGUCCCUGGUAUAACAGCAAAUCCAGAUGAUUCAAAUGCAAGAUAUUUUAAAGUUGUGAUUGAUGGUCCAGGUGAGAGCCCAUAUGAAGGUGGAAAAUUUAAAGUUGAAUUAUUUUUACCUGACGAAUAUCCAAUGGCUCCACCAAAAGUGCGUUUUAUGACAAAAUUGUACCAUCCAAACAUUGAUAAAUUAGGACGUGUUUGUCUUGAUAUACUGAAAGAAAAAUGGAGUCCAGCAUUACAAAUCCGUACGGUUUUAUUAUCAAUUCAAGCUUUAUUAAGUGCUCCAAAUCCCGAUGAUUUUCUUGAUGCAGAGGUUGCUGAAAAAUGGAAAGCAGAUGAACGCGGAGCGAAAAUGAUUGCACGAGAAUGGACUCAUAAAUAUGCCAAUGAAUCAUCAUAG
This is a messenger RNA of Didymodactylos carnosus, 468 nucleotides long. Lineage: Eukaryota; Metazoa; Rotifera; Eurotatoria; Philodinida; Philodinidae. The record is from the annotation of a GenBank genome assembly.